AUGCUGCGGGCGGGCGUGGAGCGUGUGGUGAGGGGGCUGAGGCGGGGGCCGACCGCCAUCGCCGCCGUCCCGGAGCGGGGCCUACAACGCUCCCCGACCCUGGGCACGGUGGUGGUGGAGCGUUGGUGGCAGGUCCCGCUGGCGGCCGAGGGCCGGAAGCCGCACCUGAAGCGGCGGCAUCGGAUCUACCGGCUGGUGGAAGGCGUCCCCACCCACCCGCCCGCGGGCGAGAUGGAGCUCAUCCUCACCCGGUCCGUGGAAGAGCUGGGCGUCCGGGGUGACACGGUCUUUGUGAAGAAGUCCCUGGGGCGCAAUCAUUUGCUUCCCCAGGGCCUGGCUGUGUACCCCUCCCCUGAGAACAAGCGCAUCUUUGAGGAGGAGAACCGGCUGCGGCAGGAGGGGAAACUGGAGAAGAUCCAGACCAAAGUGGGCGAGUUGACGGUGAAAUUUCUGAAGAGCGCCCGCCUCGAGGUGGGCAUGAAGAACAACGUGGUGUGGGAGCUGAGUCCCGAGAUCGUCUGCCGCCAAUUCUUCAAGAACCUCGGCGUGGUGGUGGCGCCGCACACGCUUCGCCUUCCAGAGGAGAAGAUCACGCGCUGGGGCGAGUACUGGUGCGAAGUGACGGUGAAUGGCCUCGACACCGUCCGGGUGCCCAUGUCCGUGGUGAACUUUGAGCGGCCCAAGACCAAGAGGCGCAAGCAGUGGCUGGCCCGGCAGCAGGCCCUGCUGGAGGGCCCGGCCUCUCCGUCCCCCUCCCCUCCUGCGCCCGCCCAGCCCAGCCCCCAAUAAACGGCGCUCUGUCCCCACCGGGGAGGGGACGUCGGUCUUCCGGGCCGGGACGCUGUCGUGUCCCCUACUGGGCCCGUCCCUCUCUCAGGGCCAGCUGGGCCUGCAGCCGCCCGGGGAGCUCGGGGUCCGUGAAGUAGUCUGUGACCGGUGGUGGGGUGACAGAGGGGACACAUUAAGAUCAGGGCACGCACACACAUCCACCCACCCGCCCGGGCAGGACAGAACCCAGGUACCGGGACUUCCCAGAUGCCGUCAUGGCAUGGGGGGCACACCCGCAGCCCCUCACCCCCUCACCUGCGGCAAACUCCGGGACGUUUUCUGGCCUCUUCAGCAGGAUGGCCCUGGAUGGGGAGGGGAAAGGAAAGGAAUGGGAUCAGUCCCUAUGCGUGUGUCCGUGUGUACACAUGCGUGUGCUGCUACUCAGGGCGGGUGGGCGGCCCGCGGCAGCAGGAGGGAGUGCAGUCGGAUACAAGGCAGGACUUUCGGACCGGCAGAACCACUAGCUCUGGAGGCCUCACGGCGUCUGGGCACCCCAGAGGACAGGUCAGUUGUCCGUCCUCCCUAAGCUAGGUAGUUUCUUGCCCGCAAGCUGGCAAAGAAUGGAACCAAAUAACCUCUGUCGGACUGGCACAGUAAAAGCUUGGUUCUCUGGUC
Messenger RNA from Tachyglossus aculeatus (Australian echidna), 1443 nucleotides. RefSeq names its product mitochondrial ribosomal protein L9 (gene MRPL9). Lineage: Eukaryota; Metazoa; Chordata; Mammalia; Monotremata; Tachyglossidae. Gene Ontology annotation, molecular function: structural constituent of ribosome. The transcript is spliced from 7 exons. Bases 1 to 789 code for a protein of 262 amino acids. The record is from RefSeq and is a predicted model, not a curated record. Gene Ontology annotation, cellular component: mitochondrion; ribosome. Gene Ontology annotation, biological process: translation.